Molecule: messenger RNA, 1427 nt
Organism: Zea mays
Lineage: Eukaryota; Viridiplantae; Streptophyta; Magnoliopsida; Poales; Poaceae
Exons: 3
Coding region: 88-1134 (348 amino acids)
Biological process (GO): response to oxidative stress; hydrogen peroxide catabolic process
Molecular function (GO): peroxidase activity; heme binding
Source: RefSeq, marked provisional
GCAAAGCAGCUAGCUAGCUACAGAGCCAGAGAGAUACGGAACGUUAGUUGUUUUGAGCAGCUAGCUAUCUAGUUAGCUAGGUAAGUAAUGGCACGGCGACAACAGUGGAGCAGGGGCGGCCUCGCGGCCGUGGCGGUGCUCGCCGUGCUGUGCGUGCUCUGCUCGGGCCACCCGGUGCCGGGCGGGCAUGGCAGCGGCGGCGGCGGGUUCGUCAACACGCUGCAGCCGCACUUCUACGACCACGCGUGCCCGCAGAUGCAGGCCAUCGUGGGCUCCGUCGUUGCGAAGGCGCACGCGGAGGACCCGCGCAUGGCGGCGUCGCUGCUGCGGAUGCACUUCCACGACUGCUUCGUGCAGGGGUGCGACGCCUCCGUGCUGCUGGACGCCGACGGCAGCGGCAGGUUCGUCACCGAGAAGCGCUCCAACCCCAACAAGGACUCGCUCCGCGGGUUCGAGGUCAUCGACGAGAUCAAGGCCGCGCUGGAGCACGCCUGCCCGCGCACCGUCUCCUGCGCCGACAUCGUCGCCGUCGCCGCGAGGGACUCCGUCGUCCUGACCGGCGGACCCGGCUGGGAGGUGCCACUGGGGAGGAGGGACUCGCUGACGGCCAGCCUGAGCGGCUCGAACAACCUCAUCCCUGCUCCCAACGACUCUCUCCCCACCAUCAUCGGCAAGUUCGCCAACCAAGGCCUCGACAUCGUCGACCUCGUCGCACUUUCAGGAGGGCACACCAUCGGCGACUCGCGCUGCGUGAGCUUCCGGCAGCGGCUGUACGGGCAGAACAACAACGGGCAGGUGGACCGGACGCUGAACCCGGCGUACGCGGCGGAGCUGCGGGGGCGGUGCCCGCGGUCGGGCGGCGACCAGAACCUGUUCGCGCUGGACCCGGCGAGCCAGUUCCGGUUCGACAACCAGUACUACCACAACAUCCUGGCCAUGGACGGGCUGCUCAGCUCCGACGAGAUCCUGCUCACGCAGAGCCGCCAGACCAUGGGCCUCGUCCACCGCUACGCCGCCGACCAGGGGCUCUUCUUCGACCACUUCGCCAAGUCCAUGGUCAAGAUGGGCAACAUCUCGCCGCUCACCGGGAGCGCCGGCGAGAUCAGGCACAACUGCAGGAGGGUCAACCACUAGUAAUUCUAAGGAGGGAUGCAUAUAUACGGCAAUCCGUGUGGUGCACAUCCUUUGAUGAUUUUCAUAUGUGGAUGCUUCGUAUUUCAUGCUUGGAUUUAAGUGUGCAGUAGUAUUUAAAUGGCUGGAAUUUCUGCAUUAUUUUGGUUGGAUUUAAGUGCGCAGUAGUAAAUGGUCGCAAUUUCUGUUUUAAUUUGGCUACGUUCUCGAGUGGAUUUUUCACUAUGUAAUUCGCCAUUCAUGUACCAAGAAACGAUUCAAUAAAAUUCAUCUUUCGUGUCGUUGCCGAACUACUC